CUUCAAGCGCAGCGGUUGCAAAAACUCUUGAACAACGGGCGCUAAACAAGAAUUUGUAAUUUAAUAAUUCAAUUCCAUUCAAUCAUUCAUUCACCUCUUUAACACUCUACAGGGAAAAUACAAUUUGAGGGGCUGAAAACAACAUUUAGAAAAGAAAAUAAAUAAAUGAAAAAAAAAAAUUGUGUAGAAUUAUUUAAAAAAAAUUAAAUUAAAGAUAACAAAUCGAAAUGUAAACAUUUGUUUAAAAAAACAACAAAAAAAAUUUGUUUGUGUGAAAAAAGAAAUGAAGGAAAAAUUAAAUAAAAAAAAAAAUAAAAAUGUAAAAUAAAGUAAAGUAAUUUGAAAAAUUAAUGAUUUGCUAUUGGCCACAAUGUUUACUGUUUAAAUAUUAGCGGAUAAUUAAAAACGUCUAAAUAAUGAUGUGUGAAAACAGUGGCACACAAAAAUAUCAAUAAAAAUUCUUUAACUAGAAAAUAACAAAAUAUAUAUUAAACAUAAAAGUGUAACACCAAAAUUAAAUAAAUAUAAUGUGUUAAAACAUUAUAAAAUAAAAUAAAGUUGAAAAUUAUCCUAAAUAAAGGAAAAUUUCCAACAUCCAAAAGAAAAAGUUUAUAAAAUUAAAUUUAAAAUUGAGUGUUUAAGAAUUAAUAAACAAAAAUAUAAAUUAUAAAAUAUUUAAGGUGUGGAAUAUUUAAUUUUCUUAAGACCUUUAACAAUUUAUAUAAAAUACAUAGCAGUAGCCCAGUGUUGCUUGUUUCAAUUGAAUUCGCUUAUACUACUGACGCAUAAAACAAACAGCAACAGAAACUAGUGAUAGUGAAGCAGCAUUAAACACAAUUGAAUAAAUUUAUUGCAAUAUAGAGAAGGAAAGGAUCCAUUACAAUUUACUACAAGAGGAAGAAUUGCUAUAGACACAUUAAAUGCAGCAUAAUCAAAGAGUCUUUCAUACAAGCAACUUGAACUAAAAGAUACUAAUGUCUGUUUUAAUGUGAUGACCACUACUAAAAUACAUUGAAAGACACAAACAAACAACCAAAGAAAGAAUUUAUUUAAUAUAGUUAAAGUACAACAAACCAAAAAAAAAACUGAAAAAGAUAAAUGACACAACAAAAAUCAUUUAGAAAAUUCACAUUAACAAUGCUGUAGUUUGUAGAGCAACCCCAAAACACUACAGUUAAACAACAGUACAAGUAUCUGUAAACAAAGAAAUGUUAGAUCUCAACAUUCCAACUGCAAAUCCAAUAACCACUACUCUUGCACCUCAUGAUGAUGAUGAUGGUGAUGUUCUACAACGCCACCUACUCGCAACUGAAAUGUCAAACUCAUUACAAUUUGACUCCAUUUCGAAGUCGUUGGCAAACGAUGCAAGUGCUAUAGCAAUGGCAACAAAUACUACGACGGCCCUUAAUUGGAAUACAGCAAGCCAGACAGCAACGGCCAACAACAUAUCCGCCACAGCUGUCCCCAUGGUGAAUAUAGCAACAAAUUUCAUUUACGAUUGGUGCAAUCAAUCGUCAUCGUCCUCAUCCCCAUCGUCAUAUCCUGCCAUUACAACAGGCAAUGGCAUUGGCAGUACAACUGGCGGCAAUUGCUCCCUCUAUACAACUUCAUUAAAUAGUUGGAAUAACUCAACGAAUGAUACAUCUGUAGAUAUUUCAUUUAUACUGCCAUGGUGGCGCCAAGUAUUGUGGAGCAUUUUGUUUGGUGGCAUGGUUAUUGUGGCGACUGGCGGAAAUCUAAUCGUUGUAUGGAUUGUUAUGACAACAAAACGUAUGCGGACUGUAACAAAUUACUUUAUAGUUAAUUUGUCAAUAGCCGAUGCCAUGGUAUCAAGCCUUAAUGUUACAUUCAAUUACAUCUAUAUGCUGGACAACGAUUGGCCGUUUGGUGAACUCUACUGUAAAAUAUCACAAUUUAUAGCCACACUAAGUAUAAGUGCUUCAGUAUUUACCCUGAUGGCGAUAUCAAUUGAUAGGUAUGUGGCCAUAAUGAAACCUUUGAAGCCACGUAUGAGCAAACGUAACAAUUUGGCAAUUGCUGCUGUCAUAUGGCUGGUGUCGGCCAUUAUAUCCUGUCCAAUGCUGCUCUUCUUCACCACCGAUGUAAUACCCAGCAAAGAUGGUCUGCGAACUGUAUGCUAUACAGAAUGGCCAGAUGGUUCAACAAAUCAUUCACAUCAUGAAUACAUCUACAACAUCUUAUUUAUGAUACUCACAUACUUCCUACCAAUUAUCUCAAUGAGUGUUACCUACUCCCGUGUGGGUCUGGAAUUGUGGGGUUCGAAAGCGAUUGGAGAAUACACACCGCGGCAAGUGGAAAAUGUCAAGAGCAAGAGACGUGUGGUAAAAAUGAUGAUAGUUGUGGUUUUAAUAUUUGCCGUAUGCUGGCUGCCAUUCCACACGUACUUCAUUCUGACUUCAUGCUAUCCGGCCAUAACGGAAACACCCUUUAUACAGGAGCUGUAUUUAUUCAUAUAUUGGUUGGCGAUGAGUAAUUCCAUGUACAAUCCGAUUAUAUACUGCUGGAUGAAUUCACGAUUUCGUUUCGGCUUCAAAAUGUUUUUUCGAUGGUGUCCGUUCGUCCAUAUAGGAGCAGAGAGUCUAAAUCGUCGUGACCAAAUGACUUCACGUUAUUCGUGUUCGGGUUCUCCCGAUCAUAAUCGUAUUAAAAGAAAUGAUACCCAACGUUCAUUUCUUUACACAUGUCCGGGUUCCCCCAAAAAUCGUCGCAUCUCACAUUGUGGUAUUUUACGUAGCUCAACUAUAGCAACACAACGUGAUGGCUUACGACACUCAGCACCCAUAACAACCCUAAGAGCAGGGCCAGGUGGUGGUGGAGCAGUAGGCAAUUAUCAUCAUCAUAACUCCACAUAUCAUCAACGUUGUAGUCUCAAAACACCUGACAGUGCGGCUAUGGCCAGCAUGAAAAACACACACGAAUUGUCGGCUUUAAGUGGCAAUGGACAGGGACCUACUUUGGCUUUGGCCAACAAUUCAAAAGAUUUCCUUAUCAAAACAAAUCAACGAUCAAGUGUGAGAUGGACAACGCCAGCGGUCUCAGCGCAAACACCACCAUCAUCAGUUACCGCAACAACAUCACUGGAGACAAGUUCAGCUGCCUACAAUGGAGGAACAGAUACAAAUUAUUUAGCAAAUCGUGCAGCAAUAAUGUCUUGACAACAGCAACAGCAGCAGGAUGAGAAACCCUAUAUACUGCAGCAACCACAAUCAGCCGAAACCAUAAAUUAUUUACAGCAACAUCAUCGUACUAACGGAAACGGAAGUUUACUCCAUAAUACUUUGACAAAUGGCAACAGUAACAACAUUAGCUGCACUAACAAUUGCAUCAGCAGCUCGAGCACGACCAGCAGCACCAGCGGCAAACACAUGAACAACAAUUUAAACUUAAUUUUAAAUGCAAAUGCUAAUUCAAAUUCAAAUGCCAAAUCUGUUUUAUUCAAUACCAGCACAAGCGAUUAUGUCACGGAAACUUGUAAAGAUUCAUCUUCAUUUAACAAAGGGCCGAGCAGUACAAUUGUUGGCAGUGUUGGUGUUGGUGUAGGCGUUGCUGUCAGUGGCAGCAACAGUAAAUCUUCAAUAAGCCAUAAUAAUGAUAAAACUUGGCUUUAAGAAUCUUGUGUAAAUAAUUAUUAUGUUUUCCCCCACUUUUUUCCAUCAAUUCUUAUCAAUACAACCACUUAAUCACUCUUGGCUUUUGCAGGCAUUAAAUGUGUGCAAUUUUUCUUUUUUGUAAGAUUAAUAUGUGGGGAAUUUCAUAUUGAGAAAAUGCUUGCGAUAAAAGCAUUCCAAUGCAUCAUACAGAUUUUUCAAAAAUAAACAAAAAAAUUCUUUAACUAGAAUUCCUGUCAGUGUGUCGGAUUAUAACAAAACCGCUUAAAGUUAAGAACAGAUAUUUGAAUUUAAUAUAAAAAAUAGUCAAAUGUCAUUGUCGUAAUAUGAAACUCGCCUCAUAAUCAAGAGGUAAGACAUACAGUGGUUGACAAUGCAAUGAAAACUUUUACUAAUAAGCCAAAAUCCAAAAAUUCGUUAUAGACUCUGAGACCAUCCAACCGAUAAGCUCUAAACCCGUUUCAUUGGAAAGGUAAUUUUCUGAAGAUGGUUUAAGACACCGAAAAUACUACAUUAGGUCCAUUCCACUAUGGUCCCAAAUCGAUGUUUUUUUUUGGCAAAAAUUAAAAAAAACAAGUUAGAGUGCUAUAUUCGGCUGUGCCGAAUC
This is a messenger RNA of Calliphora vicina (urban bluebottle blowfly), 4236 nucleotides long. It is a transcript of the gene TkR99D, whose product is annotated as Tachykinin-like receptor at 99D. Gene Ontology annotation, biological process: G protein-coupled receptor signaling pathway. Gene Ontology annotation, cellular component: plasma membrane. The record is from RefSeq and is a predicted model, not a curated record. Gene Ontology annotation, molecular function: tachykinin receptor activity. NCBI's taxonomy places the organism in Eukaryota, Metazoa, Arthropoda, Insecta, Diptera, Calliphoridae. Bases 1209 to 3176 code for a protein of 655 amino acids. The transcript has 11 exons.